CACGUGGUGGGGCCGGGAAGCCGCGGCCGCCGAGCGCCCGGGCGGCUGCCCCUGCUGGGCAGUGCUGCUCUGCGCUGCGCCGCGCUCGGUGCCUGCGCUCCCCACUCCGCGCUCCCCGCCAGCCGCCCCGGGGCGGGAGGCGCGCCUGGCGGCCGGCCGGCCGGCCAGACAAAGGAGGCGCGGCAGAGCCGGCGCGCGGGCGGACGGACCAUGGACUCCGAGCGCGAGCGGCCGGCCGCAGCCCUGAGGACCCGGCGCUCCCGGGCCCGGCCCUAGGCGCCCGGCCCCGCCGCCCGGGGCGCCCAGCUGGGAGAACGCGGAGCCCGCGCGGCGCGGAGGAGGCGGCGGCCGCCGAGCUAGAGGGGCGCCGCGGCGAACGGCGCGCGCGGCCCCCGGAGCCAUGGGCAAGUGCAGCGGGCGCUGCACGCUGGUCGCCUUCUGCUGCCUGCAGCUGGUGGCUGCGUUGGAGCGGCAGAUCUUUGACUUCCUGGGCUACCAGUGGGCUCCUAUCCUAGCCAACUUCCUGCACAUCAUGGCAGUUAUCCUGGGCAUCUUUGGUACCGUGCAGUACCGCUCCCGGUACCUCAUUCUGUAUGCAGCUUGGCUGGUGCUUUGGGUUGGCUGGAAUGCGUUUAUCAUCUGCUUCUACUUGGAGGUUGGACAGCUGUCCCAGGACCGGGACUUCAUCAUGACCUUCAACACAUCCCUGCACCGCUCCUGGUGGAUGGAGAACGGGCCAGGCUGCCUGGUGACACCUGUCCUGAACUCCCGCCUAGCCCUGGAGGACCAUCACGUCAUCUCGGUCACCGGCUGCCUGCUUGACUAUCCCUACAUUGAAGCACUCAGCAGUGCCCUGCAGAUCUUCCUGGCUUUGAUUUCAUCGGCGGUUUUGACUCCUAUGGAUACCAGGCGCCCCAGAAGACGUCGCAUUUACAACUGCAGCCUCUGUACACGGCGGGGUAGUAGCUUCUGCCCCACGACCACCCCCGCGGCUAGACUGACCGCCGCAGCCACGAGCUCCGGCCAAGAUGGCAGGCGUGCCCCCUGGCGGCUCGCUGACCGGACUGCAGCCUGGGUCGGCUUGAUAUGGGUCCGAAGCGGACUUGGACUUGGCGCUUAGCAGCCUGGAC
Balaenoptera ricei (Rice's whale) is the source of this 1130-nucleotide messenger RNA. It is a transcript of the gene NKAIN1, whose product is annotated as sodium/potassium transporting ATPase interacting 1. NCBI's taxonomy places the organism in Eukaryota, Metazoa, Chordata, Mammalia, Artiodactyla, Balaenopteridae. The coding region runs from base 401 to 1120 and encodes 239 amino acids. The record is from RefSeq and is a predicted model, not a curated record. Gene Ontology annotation, biological process: regulation of sodium ion transport. The transcript is spliced from 6 exons.